AUGUCUGACUCAGGUUCAGAUGAGGAUGCAGGAGAAAAUUUUGGUCAGGAGGUGCCGCCGCUGGUCCAUCUGCUGAAAGAUAUAUUGGAACGCUAUCCCGAAGGAGGACAGAUUUUGAAGGAGUUGAUACAGAAUGCAGACGAUGCCGGAGCCACUGAAGUGAAAUUUUUGCUUGAUGCAAGGGAGAACGUUUACGGUACAGAACGUCUGGUGAAGAAAUCACUGAGGAAAUAUCAAGGUCCUGCUCUAUACGCUCAGAACAACGCUGUGUUUGAACGCGAGGACUGGGAUGGCAUCCAGAAACCAUACCGCAGUGUGAAGAAAGAUGAUCCCAUGAAAGUUGGCAAGUUUGGAAUUGGAUUCAAUUCAAUCUAUCAUCUAACAGACCUUCCUAGUGUUGUUAGUGGUAACACUGUUGGAUUCUUUGAUCCUCAUCAGAAGCAUUUUCAAGGUAAAACUGGGAGAAAAUUUUCAUUUAGUGAUGCCAGAAAUCCCAAAUAUGCUGAACAGUUUGGUCCAUAUAAAGUUCUUGGUUGUGAUUUGUCACAAUCUGAGUACAAUGGUACUUUAUUCAGAUUCCCUUUACGUCAAGAGCCGUCACCAGAUCUGUCAUCCAAUGUCGUUUCUUCACAAAGAAUUCAUGAGCUGUUUAAGUCAUUUCAAGCUGAUGCUCAUCUUGUCUUGCUGUUUCUCAAGACAGUGGAAAUGAUAUCCAUCUAUGAGUGGCUGCCUGGCAAACCAGCUGCUUGCGAAGUUUUUAAAGUGUGUUUGUCAGAACCAGCAAGAGCAGUCGUUCAUAGGGAAAGGGAAAGUAUUUUGAGCAGUAUAUCGGCAGCAACUAGAGCUGAUGGAAGAGUGAAAUCAGGAUUUGUUUUGUCUAGAUGUUACCAGGCAAGUAUUACGUGCACAUUGCAACAAGUUACUAUCACUCAACAGUGGUUAGUCGAAAAUUACAUCAGCACGACAAACCCUGAAGUGCAUUCGAUGGCAGCCAAAUUGGCACAAAUUCCCUGGGUGGGACUUGCUGUUCCAAUUGGUGGCAAAACCAAACAUGGGGAAAACUUGGGAAGAAUCUUCUGUUUUCUUCCAUUGCCACCCAGUGAUGAUGCAGAUAGUAAUAGUGGUCUGCCUGCGCAUGUUCAUGGUUCAUUCAGUGUGGCUGAUAAUCGCAGAAGCCUCAAAUGGCCGGCAGAAGACAGAACAAAAGAUGAAAAGGCAGAAUGGAAUCGUCUGCUAGUUGAGCAGUUGAUAGCACUGGCUUACACCUCUCUGAUUCAACAUGCCAUUGAACUCGAUCGCAAAGUUGUUUCUGUGACAGAUAUUUAUGCCAUGUGGCCUGACAUCGAGAAUGUCCAGUAUCAUUGGUCACUGUAUGUUGUGCCAUCUCUUCUAAGCUCUCUUUCAAAGCUGAAAGUAUUGCAUGGUGAGAGUGCAUCGGGGAUCUCUUGGGAACGUGUUGGAGAUGUGUUAGUUUGCAACAAUGCCGGAAACACAUUGAGUGUAGAUGAAUCAGUUGCAAUUGAAGAAAUGAAGAGAAUCGGUCACAAAGUUACAUUUCCUGCUACCAAUGUUGUAUCUUGUUUAGCUAGAAUAGAAAGUGACUAUGGAGUGAGUUGCAAGCGAAUAUGUCCUGAGGUGGUCAGAGUUGAACUGAAAAAAAGCAAUCGUUAUCAGAAUAUGCAACCACACAAUAAAAUCCGAUUGUUGAAGUAUGUAUUGAGUGAUCAUAGGUUUAACAGUUUGGUCGGCUUACAUCUACUACCAUUAGCUGACGGAACGUUUACAUCAUUCUCAUAUCAAGGUUAUUCAGCAGUAUAUCUUGAAUCGUCAUCAUGUCCAAGGUCAUUGUUUCCUGGUCAAGAUGGAAAGUUCUUGGAUCAGGAUAUCGACAGGGGUGUUUGUACCAUCUUGAAAGAUGUUGCUACCACAAGUCAUACACAACUGAAGAACAUCCAACUUAGUGACGUUCCACCUCUCAUAUCAGAAGUGUUGUCAUCAGUGUGGAGGCAUGGGUGUGGAGCUGUGAUUCCAAGACCUCAUACAGUCAAUGGAAGAUUAACUGAUGGCUGGCUAGAAGAACUGUGGGGUUGGAUCAAUCGAAACACGUUCAACAUUCCACUAAGUAAGUUUGAGCACAUGUACGGGUAUAUUAUUCCAGUUACUUCAACAAGUGGGGUGAAGAAUCUCAUGAAGCUUGCACCUCUUCCUGCACUUUUUGCUGAAGUACCUGGUGUCGACGUACGGAUUAGCAAGGAGUUGGCAAAAGGAUUGGAAAGUUUGGGUUGUACAGUUUUGUACCAACCAUCUAGCUACCUUGUGUCUUGCAGUCAUGUAUAUAACUACAUCUGCAAGCCAGUGCAAAUACUUACAUGCAUCUCUCGAGCAGGCGUUUCUUCUUCCAAGUACCAAUCGUUGGCUCUUGCGCAGAAGCGUGAACUGAUGAGUGUUGUUUCUUCUGCUCUUCAAGUUUGCCAUCCUUCACGUGCUGAAAUUGAUGUUCUAAAAUCUCUUCCUGUGUUUCGUGUAUGGGGUGGACAGAAUCUUGUAUCUUUGUCUCAUUGCAGUCAAGUGGCUCCGGUUAACCUUGAGGAGACUCUUCCCAUUGUUGCAAAUCUGGUUGCCAGCCCUAAUUUGGCGUCAAGGCUGAUACUACAGUACUUUUCCAAGAACUUCAAUUAUUUUGAGCUUACUCUCGAAGAAGUUAUGAUCAAGUUUGUCUUUAAUCAGUUUGAAAGGUAUUCAAUGGAUGCCAAAGAGAACCUAAUCAAGUUUUGUUUGGACAACAUUUACAUUAUGAGCAGUAACGCUCGUCAGACUAUGGCAUCGCUUGCUUUUGUUCGAACUGGUGAUGGUCAACUGAAAGCUCCUAAUGCAGUUUUCAACUCAAGUGAGCGCCAUGUUUUUGAAUUAUAUGGAGAUCAGUGUGUCUUUGCUGUUGGCUCUUUUGCCAUGAACAGCAAAUAUGGUGAAUUGCUGCAUCAAUAUGUUGGUCUUCGAAAACUGAGUGAUAUUAGUGCAAACGAACUGUAUGCUUUGGCUGAACGUAUUGCUGCAAAGAAAAGUAAGUCGAUGGGAAAAACACUACUGGAAGUACUGCAUACAGAGGCUUGGGCUCAACGACUCUUAUCGACACAAACAUACAGACAUGGUUGGAUGACGUGUUCGCAGGCGUUGGCUACUGUAGACUGGAUGCCAGUCAUUGAACACAGUUCUUCUAUUAUGCCAUUUGGUAUGCCGUGGGCUAGUUCUAGUCCAACUUGCUUGCCUGGUGUUGUUGUUGUGCCGUCUGAUGACCUCAGCUCAGAAAGGCUUCAGUUAACAGUUGGAACUCAGUUGGCUAUCCUUGAUUAUGCAUCGGUUAUAUCUCCAAGUAUAGUCAAGUUUCUUUCAUGCGCUUCCUUGAGUACCAUGUAUGAGGCAGUAAUCAAACAACUAAUUGUAGCUCACAAGCUGUGGAAAGCAAAAUCAAUUGAAGAAAGUGGGCGAGAAAAGUUUGACAGAAUGCUUCAAGAAGUCUUCAGUACACUGGGAUGUGCUUUCAGUAGCUCGUUUGCAACAGUUAUUUUAGACGGUCUCAAGUCUGCACCCGCCGACUGGGUGUGGUUGAAUGGAUCACAAGGAUUUAUACGUCCUGAACAAUUGGCUGUUUCCAGCGCCUUUCCCGUUUCACUUGAGCCAUGGCUUUAUGAGAUUGGGCAGUAUCCUCAUUUGAAUGCUUGUAGUCCACUUCUCAAGACAAGUGGAAUGAAAUCAAAGUUUGGAAAAGAAGACAUUCUGUGUGUUUUACCUUCAAUGAAAGCGUUUUAUGAUAGUUCUACUAUCCAAGUGGAGCCCAAGAAGAGGGGACGUGACUUAGAACUGACAAUAGCAAUUCUCAACUGGUUGACUAGAGAUGGAUCAAUCCUUUCUCGGAACCUUCAACAAGACCUGCUUGUUCCCGUGGACAGGGAAGACAAUGUUCUAGAAUUGUGUCCUUGCUCAGAAUUGAUGUAUUGUGAUGCUGAAUGGCUUCGUCGUAGUGAUGACUUAGAAGUUGCAGAUUAUCGCCUUAUUCACAAGCAGGUCUCUUCUGAUACUGCUUACAAAUUAGGUGUGCCAUCUCUUAGCAAUCGUCUGGCCCCAUCUGAGGAGCUACCUUUCGAACAGUUGGGACCCCAUGAGUCGCUGACUCUAAGACUGAAGAAUAUUUUGAAAGAAUACAAAGACGACGCUGGAAUAUUCAAAGAAUUGCUUCAAAAUGCUGAUGACGCUGAAGCAACGAGCGUCAAGUUUCUUGUAGAUUGGAGAGAACACGAUCAAUUUAAAAGUUCAUUGCUUGCUCCAGGAAUGAGGAAAUGUCAUGGACCUGCCUUGUGGGCUUUCAACGACUCUGUGUUCUCAGACGAGGAUUUCGUCAAUAUCUCAAAGUUGGCUGCUGCUACGAAACAAUCAAAACUAGAAAAGAUUGGACGAUUUGGAUUGGGUUUCACAUCUGUCUAUCAUAUAACUGAUGUGCCUAGUUUUGUCAGUCGUCGAUAUGUGGUUAUAUUUGAUCCUCACAAGAGUCAUCUCGGAAAUCACAUCAGAAACCCGUCUCAGCCUGGUAUCAAAAUUGACUUUGUACAAAGACCCAUUGGCCAGCGAUUUCCUGAUCAGUUUCAACCUUAUGUUGAUGUCUUUGGGUGCAACUUGGUAGAACGCUCUGAGUUUAAUGGAACUCUAUUUCGCUUUCCUUUUCGAACUAACGAGCAAGCUGCUGUGAAUGAAAUAAAGAAUGAAGCAUAUGAUGAAGAUCGAGUUAAAGCGUCAUUGCGAGCAUUGCAAGAAGUGUGCGGAAAGCUGCUAAUUUUCCUUCAACAUGUCCAGUCGGUUGAAGUGUUUGAGUUGAAGUCAGACGCAGUCAGUCCUUCAGACAUGAGACAGAUUUUGUCUGUCCAAGCAGGAGCAGAGGCAUCUAGCAGUCUUUUGUCUCAUCAGGAAUUGUUGUCGUCUAUAUGUAGUCAAGUAGAACGAGGACGUUUUGAAAAUACUGCUGGUUGUUCGUCAACUUGUGCAAUCAAAUGGCGUAACUUUCAUACAGACGAGGUGCAUAGUGCAAACUGGUUGGUGUGCUCAGAAGGCGGCAAAGGUGAUGCAUUUCAAUUUUCGAUGAAACACGGUGGUCGUGAACGUGGAUUUGUUCCGUUUGCUGGCGUUGCAAUUGAAUUGCAGGUGGAUUGUAUACCUUGUGCUAUAGAUGGAGAAACGUUCUGUUUUCUCCCUCUUUCAGAAAGAACGGGUUUGUCUGUACACGUCAAUGGCACGUUUGCUGUACUAUCUAACCGUCGGGGUAUCUGGUGGCACGGCACAGAGGAAACACGAGUGGGAGGCAAAACAGAUGUCGAAGCAGCGUGGAACGAGAAGCUGAUCAAUGAUUGUCUGGUUCAGUCUUACAUCUCCAUGUUGAAGCAUUUGUCUGAGUUACUAGAAUGCAGAGAAGAGGCUGAUGUUAAUUCAUCUCGUUAUUACAAUUUGUGGCCCAAUCAAGCGAAUCGCCGUCAUGCUGCCUGGCACACUUUAGCUGAUCAGUUCUAUGAAGAAGUUGUGAAAGGAAGCGAAAGAAUAUUUUGUAGCACAAGCAACAAUGGUUUUAAGUGGAUUUCUUUGCGUGAUUGUGUGAUUUUGUCUAAUUCUGUGUGUGAAGUUUUGCCACACGCACAGCAAAUUAUGAAACAAGUUUGUCCAAGGUACGUAGAGUUGCCAAAUCAUGUGUUGAAAGGUCUUCACAAAGCAAACUAUAGGUCAAUGCAAAGUCUAACUGUUGAUGAAGAGAAUUUUGUUUCACAAUGGUUUGCACCUCACUUACAAGAAUUGGAUUUUCAGAUUAGGGACGAUUUGUUGAAGACUCUGUUGACCCGUGUCUUCAUCACUGAUCAUCUUAUUCCGUGUUUGAGAAGCUUAGCUUUGUUUCCUUGUGGUCCGGAUGGCCAAGUGCUACGUGUUGCAUCAGCUAUGAUUGAUCCCAAGUGUGUGGAAUCCGAGUUAUUUGAGGAAGAUGAACGUAAGUUUCCAGUGAAGGGAUUGUGUGAGAGAGACGAAUUAACUGGUGGUUUAAGGAAAUUAGGAAUGAGAUCUACUGGAUGUUUUACUUGGAAUGACGUCGUAGAGAGAAGUGCAACUGUGGAAGCGUUAGAGAGAGGUAAUCAUGAACGAGCGAAGCGGAGAAUUAGAGCUCUGAUCAAGCUUAUGACUAAAUUGUGUGGGAAUCGGGAGAAGUGUUCAGAUACGCAAUUGACCCAUCUUAGGAAUACACCAUUUCUGUUCGUAGAGGGAUGUCCGAGUGAUUACCCAAUAGCAUGGUACGCGGAUCAACAUCCUAAUCGGAAACUAGUUACUCCUGCAGAAGGUUAUAGUUGGAAGUGCAGAUACAUAGUCGGCUCUCAAGCAUUUAUUAUCGACGAUUUUCUUCAAAUUUCUUCUUCUGCAGCGGGGACUGUGCUAGGUAUCAGGUCUUUACCUCCUUUGUCAAUGUUGGUCAAACAAUUGGAUAUGCUCAUUAACGAUCUACAACAGGCUCGGGAUAAUUCGUCGGUGUUCAUAAAAGCCAUUGACAAAUUGUAUAAAGAGUUGCAGCGCAGACACAAUGGUAACGAAGCAGAGGCGAUUGUGCGUGCACUGGAGGACAAGGCGUGGAUUGUUGUUGGAGGUUACGAAAUGAAGCCGUGUCAGUUGGCUUUUCAGUGGAGUAAGAGCGCGCCACCUUACCUUUCUAAGGUUCCUAGUGAACUUUCACAUAUGAAGAAAUUGCUAGAAGCUACUGGAGUGCGAAGAACGUUUCAAUCCAGAGAUUUUGUUGUUGCACUGCAACAAAUUUAUGGAAAAGUGAGAGGAGAACGGCUGCCGCAGUCACUCGUCAAGUACGUUAAACAGCUUUUUAUUCCUGAGUUUAGUGACAUGAGUGAGUUGGAGACAUUUAGAGGAAGUUUGGAGGUCCCUCUCUUAUCUAAAGACGAGCGUUUAAUUCCAGCUUCUCAGUUGGCAUACAAUGAUGCUCCUUGGAUGGAUCAUGCGCUAACAGAAAUGAACGUGUACGUGCACAACUGUGUGCCUCGCGCCACCGCGGAAGGGCUCGGAGUAAAAUUAGUGAGAGAGAAAGUGCUUGACGGUUACGCUCGAGAUAUACCUGGCAGGCCAUUUGGUCAGAGUGAGCCUCUUACCAAGCGUCUUCAAAACAUUUUAGAGGGUUAUCCAGCUGACGACGGGAUACUGAAAGAACUUCUUCAAAACGCUGACGAUGCCAAGGCGACGGAAAUACAUAUUAUUUUCGAUCAAAGGCAACACAAGACGAAACGUAUAUUUACGGAUGAGUGGAAGACAUUACAAGGUCCUGCCAUCUGUGUGUAUAACAAUCGACCGUUUACGGAUGCAGACAUCGAAGGAAUUCAGAAUCUUGGAAGAGGUAGUAAAGGUGAUGAUCCAUCACUGACUGGACAAUAUGGAAUAGGUUUCAAUGCUGUCUAUCAUUUGACUGAUUGUCCAUCUUUUCUUUCUGACAACAAGACAUUUUGUGUGUUGGAUCCUCAUUGUCGUUAUGCUCUUGGAGCAACUAAAGAGAAACCUGGAAGAUUGUAUGAUACAGAUGAGACAUUUUGGAGUCAGUUUUGUGAUAUUUGGGAUUGCUACAAAUCAUUUGAUGAAAUAACAUUGGAAGGUGGAACUCUGUUUAGGUUGCCGUUACGAACAAAGGAAGUGGCAGAGCUGUCGCUUAUUAGUCAAUGCGUAUUCGACAGUAAACGUGUAGAGACGCUGAUGUACGUGUUUAAGCAAAGUGCACCGAGCAUGUUACUGUUUCUCAAUAACGUUACUUGUAUCAAGAUGACUUCCAUCUCUGCAACUUCUAAAGUCACUAGGUUAUGUGAGGUAAAAGCUAAUCUUUCGUCUGAGGCUGAAGACGAACGUCAGAGAAUGUCAAUGGUGAUAGCAGAGAGUAAAGAUAAGGCAACAGCCGACAUUUCCCACUAUGCGGCGGUUUAUGAACUCAAAAUACACACAUCUGUGAAGGAUCCCCACUUUUUUCCUAAAAGAAACACACCAAUGGAAGGCCGGUGGUUAGUUCAUCAUUCCAUUGGAGUACCACAUCAAGACGACUUCAAGGCUAUCGGAGAAGGCAGUAGGAUGGCAUUGCUGCCUCGUGUAGGAAUAGCCGCUCCGAUAGGACAGAACCUUGCAUUUUCACAGACAAAUUUGUUUUGUUUUUUACCUCUUCCGGUGUGCUGGAAUCUUCCUGUUCAGAUAAACGGUCAUUUUGCUUUGGAUUCAACGAGACGUGAUUUGUGGUCUGAUUCUGGAUGCUCUGUUGGGUCCGCUAAACAGAAAUGGAACAAAGAUCUUAUCAAAUUUGUUUUGGCUCCAGCAUACGCUCAAUUUUUGUUAAAAGCUCGGGACUACGUGGCUUUGAAUGAAGGUCACGUCUACACACAUGCAUGUUUACGCAAAGAUCUGGAAUGGUUCCAUCACUUGCUACCCAUGAAUCUUGAUAAUUGUACUGAAGGUUCCUAUGUGGAUUUGCUACGUAAAGAAUUGUACGUGUACCUUUCCGAACACAAUUGCCCUCUUCUACCUUACACCGGACAGCCUGCAUAUUCUUUUCGUGAAUAUAUGAGGAGAACGCCUGAAGAUGAGAAGAAGAGUUUGAAGGAGAUUUUUCCAACAGAGGCUAGCGAUGAUAAAAUCAUGUUUGUCAAGUGGGUUGAAAUUGGUAAGAAAACGGAAGUUGGUUUGUUGACGGGGUACUUUUCCCGUUGGAUGUUCAAAGCUGAACAUGAUUAUGCACUUGAAUUAAUUUUAUUGCGAUGUGGGUUUCUUCUCGUCCUUUCACCGUAUUUUGUGCGUAGUGCCAUUCUGAAUGCUAAGGAGGACGCAAGUGUUGAGUUUGUGAACUGUGAAGCAGUUCGUCUGUUUUUAAAAAGUCAUGGAACUGCUGGUUCCUGCUGUCUCCUUCAACUUGGAAGUCUAGAAGAAACAAUUUUGAAGAGUUACAGCGCUGCGAAAUUGUUACUUGAUUAUGUGCUGAAACCGACUGAGCCUGAUGCGAUUGAGGAUGCGAAUCGUGGGAAAAGAUAUCUAGAUCUGAGUGGUCUUCCUCUUCUUGUUACUGCUGACGGGAAAUUGCGAGAGUUUUCCACGUCUUCGCCUGUAUUUGUCUCUCGUGACAGUGAUCUGUUACCUAGGUCGCUUGAUCUGUUUGUGCAUGGUCAACUCAUCAGUACGUUACAAAGUUCGCAAGAUCCCGUUUUGAAGAAACUAAGCCCAAGUGAUUUGGCUCAGUAUUUGCCAACUCAAGGCGUGUUUCCUCCUGACUGGUUGGUUAGUGAUCAAUACAAAGAGUGGAAUCAAGCCGUUGGUCCAGAUAAGAAGUGGAUCACGACGUUGUGGUCUUAUUUAAGGAAAGGCACAAAUUUGAGCAACUUUAUUGAGUGUUUGAAAGAUCUACCGAUUAUUUCGGCGGGCAAUGGUAGUCUCUUGGUUCCGUUCUGUUUGUCAAACACUGUAUUUUGGUCACUACAAAGGAAACCGCCUAGACCGUUUGCAGACGUGUGUCAAUCUUUGUUGAAAGUUGGUGCUGUCGAAGUGGACGAUUUUAUUAGAGGGGCAUACAGAUUUGCAUCAGAGCAAUUAGAGAAACUAGUACAACAUUUUGCAGAUAUUGACGAUGUCGACUCUGUUGUGAAAGCUGUCCGAUAUCUGUUUAAUAACCGAUGUCGUGAAGCAACUUCAGUGAUUGAUGCAGAGACAAUCCUCAAGUAUUUUCAGAGCAAUAUCAACUCUAUGGACCCGUUCGGUUUUGGUGAACUAAGAAAGAUGCAUUUGUUUGAGACGUUAGAAGGUAACCUGGUGUCCGUACCAACAUACCGUGAUGCGUGUACUUUGCCAACAGAUUUGAUCUCUGCUGGAAGUGAUAUUUGGAUGGCAAAAGCAUUAUGUACUUUCCUCAAGUACAAGCUUCCACUUAAGGAUCUUUACAGCAAAAUCGGUUUGCACAGAAAGGAAGCAGUUGAUAUCUACGUUGAUUACAUUUUACCUUGCUUUUAUCUAAUGCCUCAAAGCGUUCGUGUAGAACAUCUUUUUUCACUGAUGAAGCUAUCUGUCGAUAAAAAUACGGACCUUAUUAAACCUUUACGCGAUACACCUUGCUUUGACCUUCAAGGUGUACCUAGCAAAGUUGCAGACUUUUAUCAUCCUUCUGUUCAAGUCUUUGCUAUGAUGAUACCGAAAGAGAAGUUUCCUCCUACAUCUCCAAAGUCUAUUCUUUCUGUAGAGGAUGUAUCACAAUGGUUACAAUUUCUUGUCAAAUUAGGACUGAGGACUGUUUGUUCUACUGCAGAAUUCUUACAGUUUGCAGAGUUAUUAGAGAACGAAACGUUAACUUGGAAGUUUACAGGAAAGGAACCGAUCAACUACCAGAAAUGGAGGAUGAAAUCUGAUGUGAUGGUGGCUCAUCUUGCUGACAGUAUGCAGAUGUUUUGGAAAGAUAAAUUCUUGGCAAGUGUCGCCAAGAUUCGGUUUAUUCCGUCGGUUGCAGUUAGCAGCAGGAAGUUGGAAGAACUUGCUUUGCCGUUCUACAAACGUCACAAGGCAUCGAACUACGCAACCAGCUAUAGGGAAGGAGUCAAAUUUACUUUAGACAAUGAAAAACUUUGUUGGACUGCAGAGGCUUUGGUGAACAAACCUCGUUUGGUGUAUCCUGUCAAUAAUCUUGACGUUCUUUGCCGAGGUCUUCGUAUUCAAAUGGCUCCCAGUGUUACAUCGGUGCUCACUCAUUUUAGCUUUCUGAUUGAGACAGUAAGACGAAACAUUCAACCCGAGAAAGAGACGCGAAAGGAAACUGUUUCAUGUAUGGUAGACAUUUUGUCGUCGAUAUUCCGUCAUUUGGCUACGUUUAUUCCCACUUCUGUAACAGAGCUGUCGCCUUUUACUGAUCUGCGUAGUAGUGUAUGUUUUACAAACAAUCUUAAUACUGACGCUCGAAACAUAGUUGAGCUCUUAACUGCAAGUCAAUGUAUCUUCUUGCCUGAUCAACAGAUGUUUGUCAAACCUUAUCAAGUGGUUAUUUCUACUGGUAGCACAUUUCAUCCUUAUCUUUUUCGCUGUCCUCGUUAUUUGUUAGCCUACGAGCAUUUGCUGAAACGAAUUGGAGUGGAUGAAGAAGUACGGGUAUUUCAUUGUGCUAGGAUUUUGGAGGCAAUGCAUGAACGGUAUCAAGACAGUGAGGUCAACUUACCCGGAGAUGUACAGAUGUUGAAGCCUCUUGUAAAACUGUUGUUUACGACCUUAAAGUCUCAAGUGUCUCUUAAGACGAUUUCUCCAGCCGACAUUGAGAAGGCUCUUCGGUCGCUUUUUUUGCCAAGUCGUGAGAUGGUACUAACGUCAUCUGAAAGGCUUGUAUAUUUGGAUCACUUUCAUUUGGAGAAACAUGUUGAUGGUCUUCUUUUGCGGUUCUUGAUAGAUCUGAGACUUUGUGGUCUUUCGUCUCUCUCUAAAGAAACUGUCGAUCUUCUUCCAGAAACUCUAAGACCAUGCAAUCUGUCGCAGUUGACUGAAGAAAUUUUGGAUCCUGAGUGCUGUUUAAGUGUUACAGACGAGUGUGCAGAAGAGGACGUAAGCGCUGUGGCUGCCAAGUAUGAAGCUCAUUUGACUUCUAGCUACUUUGUUCAUGGAGUUUGCAGUAUUUAUAUUUGGUUCAGAAAUGAGCCGACGAUUUCGGAAACGUUGGAACGCGGUCUCGAUUUACUCAAGAAUCAUUUUCAUGUUAAGUGUGUGCCAGAGAUUCGGACUUGCUUACGUACAAUAAUAGACGGCAAGGUAUUAAAGCUGGAGGGUAGCCGGAAGUGCUGCUUUCUUGAACGAUCGCGUUCAGAAGCCACUUUGUAUGUUGAAGCAAAUUCAUUAAUGGAGAAAGGGAGGAUCAAACUGUGUAGCUCAAUCGUUUCUGAGCUGCAGAUAUUACUUCAAACAGAACUCCCUGAAAUGAAGUUGCUCGUUAUUGUAUCUUGCCAACAUUCACAUUUAAUACCAGACUUCCUGAGGGAUGUCGGCAUUCCUUACGAAUAUGAUCUUGAAGAUUUUGAAGAUAGUCCACGCUGUUUUUCGUUUCACCCCGGUAUGGAAGUCAUUCCCGACCAUCUUGCACUUCUCCGUCAAUCACCUCUCGGUUACAGGUUCAACUUAGACGAGUGGGUAGCGUACGAGCUAGACGACGACCGUUUUGUUUAUGCCGUCAUUCUUUAUAGAGCAUGCAGCGACGACGAGAUGGAGUCGGAGCUGCUUACACACUAUGGCAUUGAUAUCGGAAGAGAAGAGCCCGUAGUGGUCAGCGUGCUUUCACUGUAUGCCAUUGUUAUGGACACAAAGUUAAAUGACGAAGUUAGUAUGGUUUUGAGGGACGAUUCUCAACCAAGUAAUGACUCCGCUGCGGAUUCUGAAAUUCCGCAAACGCUGCAAGACAAGAAGGAUUUGGUCCGUCGACAAUUGGAAGAGAUAUGGAAACUUUCCGAGUCUGAUAGAAAAAGGGCAAUUCGACGAAUGUACCUAGAGUGGCAUCCUGACAAGACGGACGAUCCGGAUGCGGAAGAGGUGUUCAAGUUUUUGUUGAACGAAAUCGAACGUCUUGAGAGAGGAGGCGAUAUUUCUUCUGAAGGUGGCUCUCCUUUCUGGGGUGGUUCGUAUCGUGCGUACUACUCAACUUGGAACUCCUACGCCAGGAGACACCGCAGACGUUUUCGGUCGUCUCAUUCACGCAGCCGCAACCAAACAUUUCCAACCUAUCAUCCUAACUCUAGUCAUCGUCAGAGUUUCAACAACUUUGGUUAUAGUGAGACAGAUUUAUGUCCUAACAGACAUGUAGGUGUCAUGUUUGUGGAACAAGCCGAGGCAGAUCUCAGCGUCGCGGAGACAUUGAUUUCUGCGUGGUCCGAUGAUCAACGUAGGUACGCUGCCGUUUGCUUUUUCUGCCACGAAGUGGUGGAGAAAGCCUUGAAAGGACUGCUGUAUAUCCGUCAGGGCAUUCCAGCGGAUCGUCGGCGAAAACACAAUAUUGGCUUCUUUUUGGGAGCCGGCGACUUACCCGGAUGUCCUAGUAGUCUGAAACGGUAUGCUGUAAUGGUUGACGACAAUUACUACGUUGACACGCGCUAUCCAGACUCGAAGAAUUGUGUUCCCGCUAGCGUCUACUCUCGCCAAGACGCGGAUCAUGCUCUAGAGGGAGCCAGAGGAGUAAUGAAAGAUACGAGAACGUGCAUCAGCCGUUGGUAACACGUGAAUGUGAACCUGGUGAAGACCGUAAUAAUUUGGUGUACCAAAUGUGUACUUUCUAUUAAGUUUUAGUAUUUUUAGUGAGUCGUAUGUAUACACAAUGCGUCGGUCAGCUUUGAUUGAUUGUUAGGAGUGUAGACGAGUUAGUGUGAAAUGUGCGUGUAGAUGAUAUCGCGAACUUGACUGUUGCUGGUUGUUGCUCUCGAUGGGAUUUUAGCAUUUUUGCGUACUUGAUAUUCUGUUCGCUCAUUGAUUUCGUAAUGGAUGUUAUAC
Corticium candelabrum is the source of this 13542-nucleotide messenger RNA. RefSeq names its product sacsin-like. The record is from RefSeq and is a predicted model, not a curated record. The coding region runs from base 1 to 13269 and encodes 4422 amino acids. Gene Ontology annotation, molecular function: Hsp70 protein binding. Lineage: Eukaryota; Metazoa; Porifera; Homoscleromorpha; Homosclerophorida; Plakinidae. The transcript has 4 exons.